CAGGACCAGUAGCGCAAAGGUGAGCUUUUGUUCAGAUCCUACGAUUCAUCGUCCUCCUCGUCACCUCUCGUGCACACCACCUUCCAUUCUUCGGCUAACUCCUCCUAAUCUUCCGAUUCAGAGCGGGCGGGGCGUUUGGCUCAGAUCGGGCGGCCGCCAUGGUGGAUCAGUUCGCGGAUUCGGCGAACAAUGUGAUCAUCGAGGAGGUGAAGGGCCUGAACCCAGGAAUGAUAGUCCUGCUUGUAGUUGCAAGCUUCCUGCUGCUCUUCUUUGUGGGAAACUAUGCGCUGUAUGUGUAUGCACAGAAGACGCUUCCACCUAAGAAGAAGAAGCCGGUCUCCAAGAAGAAGCUGAAGAGGGAAAAGCUGAAGCAGGGCGUCUCCGCUCCAGGAGAGUAAACAGCCAUGCUACUGAUCUCCUGAGCUCCUCUUUACAUGAUAAAAAAUAUAUAUAUAGACCAGCUGGAGCUGCAUUGUCUGAAGUGAGUCUGUAGAAGCUUUGUCUUGAGUGGUACAUUUGUAUUGUGUUUCAGCAACUGAUGGAACCUUUAGCCUAAAUUGAGCUACCCCAUUGUUUCCUGUCCUCUAGAAGCUUUUCAAAUGCUUUGGUGCUGGGUAAAAGAGGGAACCUAUGCAACUCAUGAGCCCCGCGUGCCUUCUGUGCUCCUUUUUGCGUUGGUAUAAAUCAAAAAUGAAUAUAUACAUUGAAAUUUGGCCGUGGUUCGAA
Messenger RNA from Panicum virgatum (switchgrass), 726 nucleotides. Its product is annotated as DNA-binding protein S1FA-like. Lineage: Eukaryota; Viridiplantae; Streptophyta; Magnoliopsida; Poales; Poaceae. Gene Ontology annotation, molecular function: DNA binding. Bases 159 to 398 code for a protein of 79 amino acids. Gene Ontology annotation, cellular component: nucleus. The record is from RefSeq and is a predicted model, not a curated record. The transcript is spliced from 2 exons. Gene Ontology annotation, biological process: regulation of DNA-templated transcription.